ACAGACGCGGCGCGUGCUGCACGCAGAGAUGAGUCUCCAGACAGCAACGCAAAACUUCUGCUGACCACAAUUUUUUGCUUUCUUUGUAACAAAAAAUGACAAAUCCAGGAUUGUGCGAUCUCGCGCUGUCACUUUUGGGAUUGCUGCUGUCUUUGACCUGAGCGCUCGCGCACUUCAUUAGAGUUUAGUAGAGUCUAGUCUGAAGUGUUGCACAAGUAUGAACAAGAAGAGGCGACUUGAGCUGCGACGACUCUCUGUCGUGGGAUAAAAAAAAAAUCUCUUGUGGAUUAAAACACGAAUUCAUGAGGAACUUAAGAGACGACGGGAACGCAGACCGGCCACAGCGCUUCCUUCUCCGGAACUGACUGAUCAUGGUCGCCGUGGUCCGCGCUCUCACUGUGCUGUUGCUCGGUCAGGUGUUGCUGGGAGGUGCCGUUGGACUCAUUCCCGAGAUUGACCGACGGAAAUACAGUGAUUCGGGGAGACACACACCGGAGAGAACUGAUACAAACUUCCUGAACGAGUUUGAGCUACGCCUGCUCAAUAUGUUUGGACUGAAGCGAAAACCCACACCGAGCAAAUCGGCAGUGGUCCCUCAGUACAUGCUGGACUUGUAUUAUAUGCACUCUGAAAACGAUGAGCCGAACAUUCGGCGCCCGAGGAGCACUAUGGGAAAACAUGUGGAACGGGCAGCCAGCAGAGCAAACACGAUACGAAGUUUUCAUCACGAAGAGGCUUUCGAGGCACUGUCCAGCCUGAAAGGAAAAACAACGCAGCAGUUUUUCUUCAACCUUACCUCCAUUCCUGGCGAGGAGCUGAUCUCCGCUGCGGAGCUGCGCAUUUUCAGGGACCAAGUUCUCGGAGAUGCCAGUACAAGUGGCUUCCAUAGAAUUAACAUUUACGAGGUGUUCAGGCCAGCUUUGGCCCCCUCCAAAGAGCCUCUAACCAGACUUCUAGACACCCGUCUGGUGCAGGACUCUCACACGCGCUGGGAAAGCUUUGACGUGGGCUCGGCUGUGGCACGCUGGGCUCGCGAAUCCCAGCACAACCAUGGGCUCCUCGUGGAGGUGCUCCAUCCCAAGGAGUCGGAAGUAUCCGAGGAGGCCGAGAGCAACCGGAGGAAGCACGUGAGGGUCAGUCGUUCCCUUCACGCGGAUGAGGACUCAUGGGCACAAGCCCGACCUCUGCUGGUAACCUACAGCCAUGACGGUCAAGGCACAGCCGUCUUGCAUUCGAACCGAGAAAAGCGGCAGGCUCGACGAGGGCAAAAGCCACGGAGAAAGCACCACCAGCGCUCGAACUGUAGGCGACACGCUCUCUAUGUGGACUUUAGUGAUGUCGGCUGGAACGAGUGGAUCGUGGCGCCGCCAGGCUAUCAUGCUUUCUACUGCCACGGCGAGUGCCCGUUCCCUCUACCGGACCAUCUAAACUCCACCAACCAUGCCAUCGUCCAGACGCUGGUGAACUCGGUCAACUCCAACAUUCCCAAAGCCUGCUGCAUCCCAACGGAGCUCAGCCCCAUUUCACUGCUGUACCUGGACGAAUACGAGAAGGUCAUUCAAAACUACCAGGACAUGGUGGUGGAGGGCUGCGGGUGCCGAUGAGAACAAUCUCCCCAAUGAAGACUUUUAUUUAUACAAAAGAGCGAGCUAUUUUGGAGGAAGAAAAGAAUAUAUAUGAAUAUAUUUAUGUUGAAUGAACAAAACAAAACAAAAAAAAUGGGAAAAUAAAUAUUUUAAUGAGAGUGCUUACUUUUUCCAGUGGCUUUGAAGAUGAUUUUUUUCUUGCCUCAUGUUCAUUUCAAAAUAAGUGCAAUGGCACGUGAAGUAUAAUGCUCAGAUUUUUAUGAUGUAUUUAUUGCAUAACCACUUUAUUUGUAAAUGUGUAUUUAUCUUGAAAAAAUAUAUGAUCUUCAUUCAGUGUGCAUUUGGCAAUACCUUAUUUGAGACCAAAAAGAAUAAACAAUGGAUGAUGAA
Messenger RNA from Danio aesculapii, 1976 nucleotides. It is a transcript of the gene bmp2b, whose product is annotated as bone morphogenetic protein 2b. Gene Ontology annotation, cellular component: extracellular region. Gene Ontology annotation, biological process: negative regulation of transcription by RNA polymerase II; SMAD protein signal transduction; BMP signaling pathway. The record is from RefSeq and is a predicted model, not a curated record. Gene Ontology annotation, molecular function: cytokine activity; BMP receptor binding; growth factor activity. NCBI's taxonomy places the organism in Eukaryota, Metazoa, Chordata, Actinopteri, Cypriniformes, Danionidae.